AUGGCGGACGCCGAUGAGGACGUCGCUGUUAUCGGGAUGGGAUGUAAUUUCCCUGGAGGCGAGGGUCUGGAUAAUUUCUGGAAAGUUCUGCAGGAGGGAAGGAAUUGCGUGUCGGACAUUCCCGCUGAAAGGUUCGACAACAAUUUCUGGCACGACGCUGACGUCACCAAACCCGGAAAGAGCCAAACAGCAAAAGCUGCAUUUAUAAAAGGGUUUAAUGAGUUUGAUCCCUCGUUUUUUGGGAUUCCUGAAGUAGAAGUGGACUUCAUGGAUCCUCAGCAGAAGCUGCUGCUGCAGUGCAGCUACAGAGCCUUGGAGGAUGCAGGAAUACCUAUGGAGAGCCUCAGCGGAACCAGAACCGGUGUUUACAUCGGUUUAAUGAACAGAGACUAUGAGAUGAUCAGGGAUAACAAGCCGGAGACAAUAACACAUUACAACUGCACCGGGACGGCCGUGAGCAUCGCAGCCAACAGGAUUUCCUUCACCUUUAACCUCACUGGUCCUUCUCUCGUUAUCGACAGCGCCUGUUCUUCUUCUCUGGUGGCUCUGCAUCUCGCCUGUCAGGCCAUAAAGCAAGGUGACUGUGAGAUGGCGCUGUGUGGAGGAGUUAACUGCAUCAUUGAGCCAAGAGUGUUUGUUGCUCUCAGCAAAGCCAGGAUGAUUUCUGAAGGAACCAGCAAGCCUUUCUCCACCAGCGCAGACGGCUACGGAAGAGGAGAAGGCUGUGGCGUUUUGCUCCUGAAACCUCUAAAAAAGGCCUUGAAGGAGAGCAAUAAAAUAUGGGGUGUGAUUUGCAAGACUGCCGUCAACCAAGACGGACAUUCGGUGACUCCUCUCACCAAACCUUCAGUGACGCAACAAGAGGAGCUACUCAGGACAAUGUACUCCAACGCUGAUUUCAAAAAUGUCCAGUACAUCGAAGCUCAUGGGACUGGGACUCCAGUUGGAGACCCAACAGAAGCAGCUAGCAUCUCAAACGUCAUUGUCAAAGCAAGACCUCCAGACUCAGAGACACUAUGGGUUGGCUCGGUGAAGGGCAACAUCGGACACACCGAAUCUGCAGCUGGAGUGGCUGGCCUGAUCAAGGUACUCCUAAUGAUGAAGCGCCAAACUAUUGUUCCCUCAGUUUUCUAUUUCAGAGACAACUCAAGUGUAGAUACACAAACCCUGAAUUUAAAAAUACCAGACAAAUUAGAAAGAUGGGAGGCAAAUCAACCACUUGGAAGGCUAGCUGGGGUCAACAGUUUUGGGUUUGGGGGAACAAACGCGCAUGUAAUUUUAAGAGAACACAUUCGUCAAGUAUUUCCCACAAAAGCUUGGCAAAAACUCUUUGUGUUGUCAGCUGCUUCUGAGAAAUCACUCAUAAUGACCAUUGCAGACACCCACCAAAGACUGUGCAGCAGUGACACACUUGACUUUCAGACACUUUCAUACACCUCUGCUUGUGGGAGGAGUCAUUUCAAACACAAAUAUCGGAAAGCCUUUUUGACAUCUUCCCUCUCAGAUCUACAACAACAGCUCAAAUCGGCACAAAAGACGGAGUUUCAGUCGGUUCAGUCUGACAUCCAGGUUGUCUUUGUGUUUUGUGGAAAUGGGGUUUGCUACAGGGGUAUGUGCAGACAGCUCAUGAGGCAGGUUCUUGCUUUCAAAGAGACAGUCCAAAAAGUUGAAAUUGCCUUUCAGACGUACUCUCCCAUCAACAUCAGUAAACUCCUUGAGAGUGAAUGUGAUGACGUCGAUAUUAGCAGGCCAGAUGUUAUCCAGCCUCUUCUUUUUGCAGUACAAGUUGGGAUUGCCACCCUGCUGAAGCAGUGGGGUGUUAAGCCCUCUGCCAUGCUUGGCCACUCUAUUGGAGAGGUCGCUGCGGCUCACUGCUCUGGUCUUUUGUCUCUUUGUGAUGCGGUGAAAGUGUUGCACCACCGCAGUACUCUUCAGAGUAGAGUCACAGGAGGAAAGAUGCUUGUCAUCGACAAUGUGGCAGUAGAAAAAAUUGUUGAAGUUCUCACAGUCUUUGGUGGCAAGAUCUGUGUUGCUGCUUUCAACAGCCCUCAGUCCUGCACUUUGUCAGGUGAUGCAGGUUCAGUGGAUGCUCUCCAUGAUAUGCUGAAGAAAAUUGCAGAUGCAAAUAUCUUCCUCUGUAUCUUAGAUGUCCCUGCUGCUUACCAUAGCCACAUGAUGGAUCCAAUUCUAGAUGACAUUGAGAGCAGCAUAGGCUUUUUGAAUACUAAAAGCAUAGAGUGUCACCUGUUUUCCACAGUUACUGGAGAGAGACUUUCAGAUGGGGAUUUCACUUCUGGCACAUACUGGGCAAAGAACAUCCGGGAGCCUGUUUUAUUCAAGAAAGCUCUUUGUGCUGUUUUCAGAGAGAAACCGGCAAAAGGAAAUGUGGUCUUUGUAGAGAUUGGACCUCGAAUGGCUCUCCAAAGGUACAUCUGUGAAACUCUUGGCAAUGAAGCCAAAGUUCUCCCAUCAGUCCACCCAAACAAAGACUGUGACACCAUUUCCUCAACUCUGGCCAGACUGUUUGAAUUUGGCAUUAAUGUAGACUGGAAGGAGCUCUUCAGGGGCUGUGAGAUAUCACCCUGUACUCCUCCAGUUUACCAGUUUGACAACACAAAGAAUGAAGUGAAUUUUGAAGCCUUAAGGGGAGAUAAUGAACCAUCUGGUGUUUUUUGCGAUGGACUUGAGUCCCAAAUUAAAAGGGACAAGAAAGAAUACACAUUUGAACUGUCUUUGAAGACAGCACCCUAUCUCUGGGAUCAUAAAAACAAUGGCAUUGCCAUUGUGCCAGGGGCAUUUUAUGUUGACUUAGCUUAUGCCUUGGUGAUGCCCAACCUGAAGCCAAAGAAGCCUGCCUCUCUAGUCUUUCUCAGUAUAGAAUUUGAGAGUGUGCUUACUCUCAAUUCAAACUCUAAGAAGCUGAAGAUGAUACUGGAACAAUCAGAAGGGAAAGCCUUGUUUAAAAUACAGUCACCUGCUGCAGUUCAUGCCUCAGGCACAUGCAGGCAUAAAGGUCAGGAACAGCAACCACUGCUAGAGGAAGCAACCAUUUGUCUUGAUAUGAUCUACCAAAGGUGCAAAAUCAUUCUGACACAGCAAGAAAUGUAUUCACUUCUCUCUCAGGCUGGAUUUGAGUAUGGCCCACUUUUUAGGCAUCUAAACAAUGUGCAUCUUGGCAACAAAUUCAAGGAAGCCGUGACUGCUUUCCAAGUUCCAGAGGACAUUCUAAAAGUCCAUAACCAUUUCAUUCACCCUGUGCUACUGGAUUAUUUCAUUCAAAUGGCUGCAGUGGUAGCAAUGGGACAACAAGGAUUCAAGCAGGGAUUCCCAUCACAGAUUGCCAGUAUUGCUAUUUCAGAACCCCUGCAGGAGACAAUGGUCAUGUAUCUUCGGACAACUCAAGAGACUCAAGAUUUUCUUGAGGUGUGUGGUUGCUUUUCUACCAAAGAUGGGAAGGUAUUGGUGGAAUUUAAGGGUGUAAGAAUUUCCUUUUUGCUCCAAAGAUCAGAUGUUACCAAGUCUUUGUUUUUUCAUAGUGAAACAGUUGCAUUAGCAGAAGAGAGAGAUGUGGAUGGCUCUAAAAUAAAAGCCAUCAUCUUUGAAGAUCACAUGGGCAUUGCUAAAGGUUUAAGACCUUACAUAUGCACUGAUUCAGUCAUUGUAGGGAUCAGAAAGAAGUUAAGUGCAGAUGAAGUAAAAAGCCUAGUGAUUCAUUCGUUGACCAGCAAUGAGAAUCUGGAGAAAGUUCUCUUCAUUUGGGGUGUGGAGAACCUGACUCACUUGUCCUCUGAAAUUAUUCUGGAGAGCUUAGUGACUUGUUGUGAGAUAUUUCGUCACAUUGUUUUGGCUGUCAAAGAGAGCAAAUGUUUGUGUGCCAUCAAAGUCAUAACUUACAGAUCAACAGAACUAAUUGUGGACCAUUUGGAUCUCCUUCAGAAGAGAAAUGGGGUUUCUGUCCUAAACAUCCAGUGUGAUGUUUCAGAGUCAAAGCAGGUGGUGGAUACCAUCACCAAGAUUGGGGUAGCGUUUCCAUCUUGUCCAAUCAAAGGAGUCUUUCAUAGUGCUGCCGUGCUGCAUGAUUCCCUCAUUGAAUCCCUCGAUGAGUCGCUGUUCAGAAAGGUGCUUAAACCCAAAGUCAGUGCAUUGGGCAUUGACUCAAUGCUGGCCAUGACUCUGCAGAACAAAAUCUACCAGGAGACAGAAAUAAAUGUGCCUUUGGUUACAAUUCUGGAUCCUAACACCACACUUACCACUCUGGUCAGUUUUGUGCAGAACAGCAUGUAG
This is a messenger RNA of Poeciliopsis prolifica (blackstripe livebearer), 4284 nucleotides long. RefSeq names its product mycoketide-CoA synthase-like. Gene Ontology annotation, biological process: fatty acid biosynthetic process. Gene Ontology annotation, molecular function: fatty acid synthase activity; 3-oxoacyl-[acyl-carrier-protein] synthase activity. The record is from RefSeq and is a predicted model, not a curated record. NCBI's taxonomy places the organism in Eukaryota, Metazoa, Chordata, Actinopteri, Cyprinodontiformes, Poeciliidae.